Plutella xylostella (diamondback moth) is the source of this 2016-nucleotide messenger RNA. Its product is annotated as N-acetylglucosamine-6-phosphate deacetylase. Gene Ontology annotation, molecular function: N-acetylglucosamine-6-phosphate deacetylase activity. Lineage: Eukaryota; Metazoa; Arthropoda; Insecta; Lepidoptera; Plutellidae. Gene Ontology annotation, biological process: N-acetylglucosamine catabolic process. The record is from RefSeq and is a predicted model, not a curated record.
GUCAUCGAAAACUUGAAAAACUUUUGUUGUUUUGUUGUGAUUGUGGAUGGUGGUUGUUUUUAUUAUUCCUAUUAAAUUAUAAUCGAUUUUUAAAAUGAAACAUAACUCGGAGCUAACGAGAUUCCAUAACUGUUUUAUUUUACGUGACAGUAAAAUAAUUAAAGAAGACCUAUGGGUUCGAGAUGGUAAAAUCGCUAACCCUGAAGAAGUAUUUUAUGUGGAACAAAAUCAAGCAGAUGUAACUGUAAAUUGCGAUGGUCAGCUGAUUGCACCUGGAUAUAUUGAUAUACAAAUUAACGGUGGUGUAGGAAUUGACUUCUCAUUCGACUCGGAAAAUGUAGAAGAUGGCGUUGAAAAAGUAGCCAGAGAGUUGUUAAAAUAUGGUGUGACCUCCUUCUGUCCAACCAUGGUCACCUCAGAUAAGGAAAAAUAUAGCAAAAUACUUCCCAGAAUCAAGAAGAAGCAGGGUGGAAAGCAUGGAGCUACAAUUUUGGGAGUACAUUUAGAAGGACCCUUUAUAAAUACAGCAAAAAAAGGAGCUCAUAUGUCUGAGUUAAUCAGGAAUCCGGAGAAAGGUCUGCAAUCUAUCACAGACAUGUACGGUUCUCUGGAGAAUGCUAUCAUAGUGACUCUAGCGCCGGAGCUGCCUGGGGCCCUGGAUGCUAUAAAGGGUCUGGCAGCCCUAGGCCUGCGCGUGGCGGUCGGUCACUCCAUCGCCAGCCUGUCGGAAGGGGAGGCUGCGGUGAACGCCGGCGUCAACCUCAUCACACAUCUGUUUAAUGCUAUGCUUCCUUUCCACCACCGUGACCCCGGUCUGGUGGGUCUGCUGGCGGCGACCUUGCCGAAGCAGAUCUACUACGGCAUCAUCUCUGACGGCCUCCACACGCACCCCGCCUCGUUGAGGAUAGCCUGCAAGACUAACCCUGAAGGUCUAAUCCUGGUGAGCGACGCCAUAGCGGCACUCGGGCUGCCAGACGGCGACUACCGGAUAGGCCCCCAGGCGAUGAUCGUGAAGAACAACCAGGCGUACGUGGCUGGAACCAACACUCUGUGUGGCAGCAUGGCCGCGCUGGACGAGUGUGUGCGGGUCUUGAAGAAGUCCACUGAAUGCUCCCUGGAGUACGCGCUAGAAGCCGCCACGCUGCACCCAGCGAGGGCCCUCGGCAUUGAACACAAGAAGGGAACACUAAACUACGGCUCCGACGCAGACUUCGUGAUGCUUCACCCGGAAUCUCUUCAGGUCCACUCCACGUGGAUAGCCGGUGAAUGUGUUUAUAGAAAAGAUGGCGUAUAGCGAGUAAGAUUAAUAAGUUAUCGGCUAAGUUUAAUAUUAAGACCAAUUCUGAAGAUACAUAGUUACUUUAAAUUCCCUUCAUCCAAGGGCGUUUAACUUUUUUCAUCCCCAUGUCCCUAACUUAAGUUUUAACAAAAACCUAAUUAUUUCAAUUUUAUUUUAAGUGAAAUAUAAAUUACUUAGAAAUGUUUAUUUUAUACAGACAUAGUUAUUAUUAUACUGUAUUAUACAUACUGCAUUUACCUAUUUGUUACAUGUUUGGAGUACCUAUAUUUUUAAAUAAAUCUGUUUGAAUAUACGUGCGCAUAUAAUUUGGGGUCAAAUAAAUAAGAACAUCAAUGUUAGUGGCAUGGAAAAUCUUUAUUGAAGUAAAUAUAUUUAUAAAGUCAGUACAAUUUAAGUUCAAUAGUUUCCAAAAAUAUUUAAAGUGCAGGUAGCUGAUCACCUGGCAAUGUUAAAUAUGAUUAUUUCUUAAUUAAAAUACAAGCUAAUAUUGAGAAAACUGUAAUAUGUGAAUAAUAACAUGUAUAUACCUAAAUAAAAUCAUGACAAAAAUAUAUUUUAGGCAGGCUCUGAAUUACACUGGUGUGCUGUUGUUAUAUUCCUGGCCACAAUUCACAAUAAUAAACUUAUAAUUAUAUUAAGAGAACCGCCAAGGUCGCGAGAAAAAACGCACUCUUACAAAAAGGAAAAGAGUGCCAGACUACGAGUCUAUUUUCCUA